AUGUGUUCUGGUGGUAAAUCAGGUAAAGUAUAUGCUUCUGGCGGAAAAGACCGCAUGUUAUACUUGUGGUGUGUUUAUUAUGAAGAUCCAGUCUUAAAGUAUGGUCCAUUUUCUUCAGAAAUAUCAUGCCUUCAAUUCAAUAAAAAUGAAGACAUUAUUGCCGUAGGAACUAAUGAUGGAACUGUAGCUUUACUUGAUCUAGAUCGAAAUGAUACAAUUUGUGAAUGGCACAUAGAUCAAAAACGAAUUACAUCAUUAUGUAUACAUCCAAGACUUCCGAAUGGCGUAUAUGCAGGCGACGAAAUUGGAAGAAUUUUCUUAUUUUCUCAUCCAAAAAUGGAACCAGUACAAAUAAUAACAGCACACAACGGAAGAGUGAAUUCUAUUGCCAUAUCUACAGUCCAUGGACUCAUUUCUUCAUGCGGAGACGACAAUACAAUCAGAUUAUUCGAUUUACAAACAAACAAGUCACUUGGUGUGAUCAGAUCCAACUUGAGUCCGGUUACUUGUGUUGCGUUCCAUCCUCGCGAGAAGAUAUUAGCCUCUUGUUCAGCAGAUCGCUACAUAAAACUGUUUGAUCUCAACAAAACAUUCGAAAUGGACGGUUCAUUUAUAAUUGGUCGAAGUAUGCCAACAUCCAUCGAGUUUUCUACAGACGGAGAUUGCGUCGUUGCCUGUUCUCCAAAUGGAAUUAGUAUUAUCAAGGUCCACGAUACGAAAUUUUCAGAUCACAUGACAUUGUCGUUAUCUACUACAUAUACAAUUACUAUGUUAUCUACUUGUAUAGCGAUAACUUCAUCUUAUGGAUCGAAUGCAAAAUAUAUUUUGUUGAACAACAGCGAUUUCCCACUUCUAAGGCCCAGGCAGGAAACAACUAAGAAUACUAAUGCUCCUUACCUGGUUCUUUUGCGAGAUAACUCAAUGCCAGUCCACAUUUUCGAUCAAUAUGCUUUUCCAGACGGAACAAAGAUCCCUGCACGCAAAGUACAGCAGCAGUUCCACGAGAAAUUCCUUGCUGAGAUACAAUUGAACAGAAAACAGCCCCCGCCGUCGCAAUCUGAUCCAUUAAUUUACAAAGAGUUCUCAACCGACCGAAAAUCCUACAUGAGCACAAUCCUGAACAGGCUAAAGAAGAUGAAUGAUAUAAGAGACAUGAUAAAAAAGGUUGGAACUGAAGAAACUCUCAAAAAUUACUCACAAUAUACAACAGGCAGUGAAAUUGAGUUCAUUACUUUGUUGUCUGGAAGAAAAGAAACAAUUCACAUUGAAAACGCUGCAAAUUUGUUGAAAAUUGCGGCUCAUGCAAUGGAAUUGGAAGGCGGAGAGGAAAAAGGAGUCGAGUUUGUGUACGAGAUCAUGCAGAACGUGGGACAGAUAAUGAGAGUGUCGUUAACUGAACCAAAUACGAUAGAAAUUAUUAAUACUGCUCAUAAUCUGAAACCGAAGCUGACAAACAUUGCAGCAAGUAAUGUUAAGUGGCAUGAAACCGCUCAGAAGAUUCUCAAUGAAUUCGGUGACAUUAUGUGA
Messenger RNA from Trichomonas vaginalis G3, 1527 nucleotides. Its product is annotated as microtubule severing. Gene Ontology annotation, cellular component: katanin complex. NCBI's taxonomy places the organism in Eukaryota, Parabasalia, Trichomonadida, Trichomonadidae. Gene Ontology annotation, molecular function: protein binding. Gene Ontology annotation, biological process: microtubule depolymerization. The record is from RefSeq and is a predicted model, not a curated record. The transcript has a single exon. Bases 1 to 1527 code for a protein of 508 amino acids.